Molecule: messenger RNA, 1359 nt
Organism: Scedosporium apiospermum
Lineage: Eukaryota; Fungi; Ascomycota; Sordariomycetes; Microascales; Microascaceae
Product: Frp1
Exons: 3
Coding region: 1-1359 (452 amino acids)
Molecular function (GO): protein binding
Source: RefSeq, a predicted model, not a curated record
AUGGAUCCCCCACACAUCACCGAAUUCGCCUCGGAACGAUAUUUUAGUAAACUCAAUCAAUUAGGCGAUGCUCCCGAGGCGGCGACGUCGUCUCUUCCCGGGCCCUCACAACCACACUCCAUCCAGUCUUCAACCUUCAUUUUACCCCUGAGGUCGUCGUCAAAACCAUGCGAGAGCGAAGUUGCGACCAUUCGUCCCCCGGACCACAAGCGCUCGGAGCGAAGCCGAUUAUUUGGAUUGCGCUCGAAAGUCUCUCUCCUGCACGCAAAGCCUACUCCGCCCGUACCGACAUCACCAUCGUAUUCAUCCAAGCCAGCAGGCGACUUAACCACACCGGCACGGGUACCCCUAGACGAUCUUUUCCGCUCGUUACCCAGCGAACUUCAGAUUCAAAUCAUCAACUCACUUCCUCUCUCCGAUAUUUUGAACCUGCGGCGGGUUUCCCACUUUGCCCCGCAGCAGGAACGAAUGCGACGGCGCUUGAUACCAUUGUUAUUCACCAUUUUCCACUUCUUUGAGAUGUACCGGAAGCUGCACCUGGAGCACAUUGCGGAGCACGGCGGUUAUGGCCUGCGACAUACACCGUACACCCUCAACCCUAUCGAAGUUAAAAUCAUGAACAUGUACGACGAUAAAACGCUACUACGAGUCCACCAAGUAUUCCCACUCGUCAUUUCCUCAUUCUGUCGCCAACUACGGCCCCCUUCAUAUGCCGGUCGAGUUGAACGAUCUCUUCGUGGCUAUCUGAGAGAAAAGCCACCAGAUGAAGUCCAUGCCGCCAUUCUCUGCCUGGGUGGGCUGAGGCAAGUGGAGCGGUUUUGGGAGAUCGGAGGAUACAACUCCCGCCGGGGUGCCGUCGACCAUUGGUAUUCCUCCGUGGCCUUGACUCCUGAGCCUCCCACAAAGCCUAAGCGAUCAAUUAUGGGCAUCGGCCGGAAGAAGUCUAUGGCUGCGCUAAAGAACAGCGCUAUGCGACAUGCCAACAACCCGCCCCUCCCGCCGCUUGAUCCCGCUCUAAUUAACUCGACGAACUUCGUUUUUGGCACCAGCCUAGCAGCGGGUAUGCCCAUGGCCUCGCUGGCUCCGGACCACGCUCGACAACUAUUACCCGAUUUACCGACCUUACAGCAUAUAUGGUUGUUGACCGCUGAAACAUUGAUUCUCGACAGGAAAAUUGUUCAGCGGUCGCAAGAUAUCUUGCGUAAUGCCCAGGUCAUGCUUGAACUCAUUCGCGAAGACGGCCUGGAGGAGGAGGAUGAAUGGUGGUAUGGUCGCAAUGCGCCAGACUCACUUCGUCCACCAGCCGAGGCUUUCGAGAACGAUGUCGGUGAUAGUGGGAUGGUCGAUCCUCUUCUCUAA